Plasmodium adleri (nom. inval.) is the source of this 1050-nucleotide messenger RNA. RefSeq names its product ribonucleotide reductase small subunit. Gene Ontology annotation, molecular function: oxidoreductase activity. Gene Ontology annotation, biological process: deoxyribonucleotide biosynthetic process. NCBI's taxonomy places the organism in Eukaryota, Apicomplexa, Aconoidasida, Haemosporida, Plasmodiidae. Bases 1 to 1050 code for a protein of 349 amino acids. The record is from RefSeq and is a predicted model, not a curated record. The transcript has a single exon.
AUGGCUGAUGUUAUAAAUAUUUCUAGAAUACCAAUAUUUAGCAAACAGGAAAGAGAAUUUAGUGAUUUACAAAAAGGAAAAGAGAUAAAUGAGAAGAUAUUAAAUAAAGAGAGUGAUCGUUUUACUUUAUAUCCAAUAUUAUAUCCUGAAGUUUGGGAUUUUUACAAGAAAGCUGAAGCUUCAUUUUGGACAGCAGAAGAAAUUGAUUUAUCUAGCGAUUUAAAAGAUUUUGAGAAAUUGAAUGACAAUGAGAAACAUUUUAUAAAGCAUGUGUUAGCAUUUUUUGCAGCAAGUGAUGGUAUAGUAUUAGAGAAUUUGGCUAGUAAAUUUUUAAGAGAGGUUCAAAUAACAGAAGCAAAAAAAUUUUAUUCUUUUCAAAUAGCUGUAGAAAAUAUUCAUUCAGAAACAUAUAGUUUAUUAAUUGAUAAUUAUAUUAAAGAUGAAAAAGAAAGAUUAAAUUUAUUUCAUGCUAUAGAAAAUAUCCCUGCAGUAAAAAAUAAAGCAUUAUGGGCAGCAAAAUGGAUUAAUGAUACUAAUUCAUUUGCUGAAAGGAUAGUAGCUAAUGCAUGUGUUGAAGGAAUAUUAUUCAGUGGUAGUUUUUGUGCUAUUUUUUGGUUUAAAAAACAAAAUAAAUUACAUGGUUUAACAUUUAGUAAUGAAUUAAUAAGUAGAGAUGAAGGACUACAUACAGAUUUUAAUUGCUUAAUUUAUAGUUUAUUAGAUAAUAAACUUCCAGAACAAAUGGUACAAAAUAUUGUUAAAGAAGCUGUAGAAGUUGAAAGAUCUUUUAUAUGUGAAUCAUUACCAUGUGAUUUAAUAGGUAUGAAUUCUAGACUUAUGUCUCAAUAUAUAGAAUUUGUUGCAGAUAGAUUAUUAGAAUGUUUAGGAUGCUCUAAAAUUUUCCAUUCAAAAAAUCCAUUCAAUUGGAUGGACUUAAUUUCACUUCAAGGAAAAACAAACUUUUUCGAGAAAAGGGUCGCAGAUUAUCAAAAAUCAGGAGUCAUGGCCCAACGAAAGGACCAGGUCUUUUGUCUUAACACGGAAUUUUAA